Trypanosoma conorhini is the source of this 327-nucleotide messenger RNA. RefSeq names its product 10 kDa heat shock protein. NCBI's taxonomy places the organism in Eukaryota, Euglenozoa, Kinetoplastea, Trypanosomatida, Trypanosomatidae. The annotation marks the transcript as partial. The record is from RefSeq and is a predicted model, not a curated record. The transcript has a single exon. Gene Ontology annotation, molecular function: protein-folding chaperone binding; metal ion binding; protein folding chaperone. Gene Ontology annotation, cellular component: mitochondrial matrix.
CAACAGAAACCCACACUCUCGCCAAUGUUCCGCGCCACGUUCUCCGCCCUGAGGAAGCUGCAGCCGCUUGGCCCGCGCGUGCUGGUGAAGCGCACGCUGGCGGCGAAGCAGACGAAGGCCGGCGUGCUCAUCCCCGAGCAGGUUGCCGGCAAGGUGAACGAGGGCACCGUGGUCGCCGUCGCCGCCGCAACGAAGGACUGGGCCCCCACCGUGAAGGUGAACGACACGGUGCUGCUCCCCGAGUUUGGCGGCAGCAGCGUGAAGGUGGAGGGUGAGGAGUUCUUCCUCUACAACGAGGACUCCCUGCUCGGCGUGCUGCAGGGAUGA